GGAAGGAGAAUGAGCAAGGUCUCAAACCACAGUAGUAGCCAAGACUAUAUACCAUUGCAGUAAAAUAAGUUAUCAUAAGAAUGGACAGAUGUUCUGCUUACCAGCGCUAAUACUAUGUUACUGACUCGACAGCCCCGGGAAUAAGAUAAAUAUUUGGGAUAUAAUCAGCACCUGAUUUAGAUGGUAUGGGAUAAUAUGAUAGCUGAAGCCAAGGGAUGACUGAUGGAGAAAGUAGAUGGAAUCGUUGAUAAGUAGAGGUGGGGAAGAAUAGGGAACAACACAAAAUAUGGCAACCACACAGGUGUCAAAAGACCGUACCAUUAGUAAUUAGGAAGGGGGUAUACAUGCUUGCCCUGAUUGAACAACAGCAAACAUCUAUUUGGGGUGUUUUUCCAUUUUCCUUUGUCUCAAUAUUAACACGAAUAUGUUUCCGUACUUGAGAGGACAAAAUAAAAUGUUAUUUCCCUUAAGCCUUGUUCUGGCAUAUUGUGGUGUGUAGGAUUAAGCAUGAGUGCCAUCAACAGUGCAUUACAUCAAGAGUCUUGCAUAUUACUGUGUUAGGCUAGAGAUCUGAAUUCCAAUUAAAGUGGGAUCAGUCACACUAAGAUUGUAGCAAGCAAAGGCCUUACAUUUGUAAUUUGCAUCAAUAAGUCUCUAGUCUUUGUAAUUCGUCUUGGAUAAAGGUGUCUGCUAAAUAAAUAAGAAUGAGUCUAAUCUUUUAUCUGCUCUGCAGUGCCAUCUUACAAUAAUUGAAAACUACUUUAAACUUGAUGUUCUUAAAAGAAGAAAAAAAACCUGCCAAGUAAAUACUGAGAGGCAAGGACCUGACCAUUAAAAAUGGUGAUAGAAUUGAAAUCUGAAGCCUUUCACAAAACAUGGAUAAACAAACCAACAUUUCAGUGUUAUGCAAUGCAAUUCAGCACCUUUCAUAACGAGCUGAUUAACAACAGAUAGGUCCUGGAACUGAAGACAUGCCAUACGGGAUGAUAAGUCAUUGGUCUAGUUGUUCCGCUGCUAAGAAAAGUAUAUUUCUAACUGAAAUGUAGGAUGCCUUCAAUUAGUAUUUUGUGUUUGUAAAAUGAAAAGGAAAUGAUUGACUGAGGCAGCAUACUCGGUUUAAUAGCACAGUUUAUUGCAAUCCAAGCUCUUAGUUAGCAUAAUACUCUAUAUCAUCAUCAAAUAUCUGUUCGAGUUCUAGUUGAGAGUUUGUCGAACUAUACAAUUGUAGCAGCUCUAACUGCAGCUUUAACACUUUAACACUCUUACUUCCCCUCAGUUUAUUAAACCUUUCUUCAAAACAACAGUAUAUGUGGCACAUGACCUAAAUCAAAACUGUUUCACCCAAAAUUCAAGAGUUUAAAAGUAAAGACUUGUGCAAGAACAAUAGUAUUGUAACCUGCCAGCACCUCCACUGGGAUAAUAGGGAAACUGGAUUAGGGACCCACCAGUUACCGUGGUGGUUUUACAUUAUUGGCAUGCGCCAGUGUGUGUGUAUCUCAGCUAUAGAAGGUGGCUUAUGCCUGCAGCACGUUAGGGGUAUGAUUGACAGCUACGGGUAUUUUUUUUUAUUUUACAUACUUUGUGGACUGAUUAAUUGUUUUAUUGCACAACGUACACAGGUAUUGCAGUCAUGUAUUGAUGCAAGCUAAACGUUUAACAAGAAACUGCUGCAAGAAAAAAGUGAGCUUUUAUUUUGUCAAAAAUAUACAGUUGCCUUCUGAUUGUAUCUAGUUGCGCACGUGGGGGCGUUAUAUGAUGAACAUUAUAAUUAAAAUGGGGAACACCUUUUGACGAGCAAGAAACGUCAGAGAUUACAGAUGAUCUGUAGACCAAUAGUUUUCUGGUUUGUGCAUCUAAACUGAGAACGAGAGAUGUGCAAAAGCCCUGCCUGCAACAGAAACAGUAUCUGUUUGCAAAAGAAGCUGAAACUGCCAGACCUUGACAUUGUUUAAGAGAGAAAAUACUUAAACUACAUAGAGGUUUUAGUCAGAUGCGGCUCAUUUGGCGCUGUGUUUUUCGUUGAUCAGGGGAGUCUGUGUUAUCUACAGAUCUAGCUACAUGUUGUUUUAUUGUUGUUGUUUUAAAAUUGUAAAUGCUUCUCCAGCUGUAAAGAUCAUCCAGCAUUUUCUGCAGAAAUGAUGACCCGGCACAUGUGGCUGUUCCUGACAUAUUUGGCUUCUACUUUCCAAAAAUCGGAGGGUCUUUUUAACGACACUUUCUUUAAAGGGACUUAUGAAGCCGCAAACAAUUGGUCCAGAUCCUUUACUUUAGACAAUAAUACGCUAGCUGACUGGCAAAUUUUGUUAGGCAAAAGAAAAUAUGAAGCGGAGUCACAAAACCCCACAAUUAAAGCCCUGCUAAUUGUUGCAUAUUCCUUCAUUAUUGUGAUAUCUCUUUUUGGAAAUAUCCUUGUUUGCCAUGUCGUGAUAAAGAACAAAAGGAUGCAUUCUGCCACUAGUUUAUUCAUUGUGAAUCUUGCUAUAGCGGAUAUAUUAAUAACGAUUUUGAAUACCCCCUUUACUUUGGUUCGUUUUGUGAACAGUACCUGGGUGUUUGGAAAGAGUAUGUGUCACAUCAGUAGGUUUGUCCAGUAUUGCUCACUGCAUGUCUCUACACUGACACUGACUGCGAUCGCUUUGGAUAGACAUCAGGUAAUUUUGCACCCUUUAAAGCCCAGAAUGUCAACUGCGCGGGGAGUGGCCUGCAUCGCUUUCAUCUGGAUCAUGGCCAGUUGUUUUUCCUUGCCGCAUGCCAUUUAUCAAAAGCUGUUCACGUUUUCCUACAGCAGCAAGGAUACCAUCCGAAGCCUAUGUGUCCACGAUUUCCCCGAUCCAGCAGAUCUCUACUGGAAAUACAUAGACUUGGCAACAUUGAUUUUGCUGUACGUUUUGCCACUCUUGAUCAUUUCCGUUGCCUAUACAACGGUGGCCAAGAGGCUCUGGCGGCGCAACACCAUAGGGGACGUCACAACCGAGCAGUAUUUCGCCCACAAAAGAAAGAAGAAAACGACCAUUAAAAUGCUCAUGAUGGUCGUUGUGGUCUUUGCCGUGUGCUGGUUCCCCUUAAACUGUUAUGUCGUCCUUAUAUCGAGCCAAACAAUUCGCAGCAGCCACGCGCUCUAUUUCACCUUUCAUUGGUUUGCCAUGAGCAGCACGUGCUACAACCCGUUUAUUUACUGUUGGCUAAAUGAAAAAUUUAGGUCGGAGCUGAAGUACUUGAUGAACAUUUGCAAGAAGAAGCAGCGGGUGGAGGAGCAUAUGCUCCCAUCGACAGACCCUGGUCACAGAACCGCCUGGUCAGAAAGCAACAGGAACUAUACUAGAGCCAAGGCUUCCCAGAGCCUCAGGUCAACCAGCAACAUCCAGUCAGGAAAGACAGAUAUCUCAGCAGUAGAGCCCAUUGUAGCAGUUACCUAAUUUGAUUUUUAAUAAGGUGCUGUGCCAGGUGAAAAAAAAACACACAUGUAUCCCAAAUAUUACCAUGGUAGACAGAACUAUUUAGGUUUAACUAACAUUGUAGAGGUCAUGGGACGCAGAUAUUAGGGGUGCAACUAAUGCAUUUCAUGACCUUGCCAUGCCUGUAAGAUCCCAGAGCAAACAUGCUUUGGUGGUUCUUUCCUAUAAGUCACCCUGUAAGUUUGAUAUAUAAUUGGUACUUUUAUGGCAGUGGGGAGUUCAGUGUUGUGUGUGGAUAUAGAUCUAUUCUUAGAAUCCAUCCACUGUCCAAUCAACAAGACCAAAGCAACAGAAAAAAGUUAAAAAAAGUAAAAUAACCAAAUUACUUUUAUUUAACUAUAUUUAUUUAUUUUGCCAUUCCAGGUCAUUAAAGGGUGGGCGAGAAAGACGUGUACCUAUUGUGGCUUUGAAUCAUUGCACAUUAUUAGUAAUAGACAAUAAACUAUAUGUGACUGUAUGUAUGUACUGUAAAAGACAUUAAAAAAUAAGCACCACGUAUGACUUGCCUUAGACACUGAACAUUCACAGGUCAUGUCUUUCAUAAUCAUUUAUUUUUUUUAGACUGGGCAGUAGCAGCACUAGCCCACUUCCUCCUCUGUAUCAUAUCUUUGAGAGACAAAUCAUGUAAGCUUUUCUAUAAACCAGUGACGAUAUUCUGCCUUUUCAGGGCAUUUGAAGUACAUGUUCAUAUGUUGGUAUUCGUAUUAUGAAGAUAAAAGGAGUGCUGUUUGUAUUGUAAUGUGAAAAUAAGCACCGCUAUCAACGUGUUCAUAUUUUUUUCCUAUUAAGUAAUGAAAAAAAAACAGAUAAGGAAAAAAAAGAAACAUGCACUUUAGUGGUUCUAUGAUUAUGACCAUUUUCCCAGCAUCUGUGAGAUAUUAGUUACAUAUUCUUUGUUGUUAUUAUGGAUGUGACAAGACAAUUAUGUGUUUGGUACCCAAUGAUUUAAUGCUGUACAUUUUGGCUUUAUGUAAUAAAAACAUUGCAAUGUUGUUGUUAUUAUUAUUAUUAUUAUUAUUAUUAUUAUUAUUAUUAUUAUUAUUAUUAUUAUUAUUAUUAUUACUCAUAGUCUACUCUGCUAAAAAAAGAAGAAAAAAAAACGCAAUUUUUGAAAAUUCUAAGGAAGUUGAAGCACAUUUAAGUCCUUUUACAUAGCAAAAUAAACCCCUAAAAAUAGCUAAGAAGGACUGUUUAAUGUUUAAUAAUCAAGAUACUUCUAGGUCUUUGAAAAACUUGUUAUUGAAGUAAUUUCAUGAAGCAAGGUGUCAUUAUCCCACUGUAUAGCUAAUCAAUAACAGCUUUUGUUGGUUUGUGAAUGUCUAAUUCAACAUGUUAAGUAACACUUUCUAAAAUUGUACGAUGUAUUUUCAUAUAGAAUUAGUUUGGUGGAAUUUAAAUUUUGUAAAUAAAAUUGAAAAAUAUGCUUA
This is a messenger RNA of Acipenser ruthenus (sterlet), 4882 nucleotides long. RefSeq names its product G-protein coupled receptor 83-like. Gene Ontology annotation, biological process: neuropeptide signaling pathway. The coding region runs from base 2136 to 3416 and encodes 426 amino acids. The transcript has 4 exons. The record is from RefSeq and is a predicted model, not a curated record. Lineage: Eukaryota; Metazoa; Chordata; Actinopteri; Acipenseriformes; Acipenseridae. Gene Ontology annotation, cellular component: membrane. Gene Ontology annotation, molecular function: neuropeptide Y receptor activity.